AUGGGCACUCUUGGGCUUGGCCUAAGGCUUCUUGACUUUGACUCCAUCCAAGAAGUCCUAGAUGAGGUCCAAUGCACCGUGGUCUCGGCCGUAGCCAAUCACUACUUCGAUGCCUACGUGUUAUCCGAGUCCAGCCUCUUCGUCUACCCUACCAAGAUCAUCAUCAAGACCUGUGGGACCACCCAGCUCCUCAAAUCCAUCCCUCCCCUCCUCCGCCACGCGUCGCUCGAUCUCGGCCUCACCCUCUCCUCCUGUCGCUACACCCGCGGGAACUUUAUCUUCCCCAGAGCCCAGCCUUUUCCAUACACCAACUUCCAAAACGAGGUCGUUUACUUGGAAGAGUCUCUCCCCGCUGCUCUCUGCUACCGCAAGGCCUCCGUCAUGCCCUCCAAAACCCCCUCGCAUGCCUGGCACGUGUUCUCCGCGUCCACCCAGAACAUGACGUGUCCUUUCGGAGACAGCGACGACGACGAUUUGUACACCCUCGAAAUCUGCAUGACCGAGCUCGACCGCGACCUCGCCCGCAACUUCUUCCGCCGUCCCGGCGACGACAAGAACGGCGAUUCCGCCGGCAAAGAGAUGACGGAGCUCACGGGGAUUUCCCAAAUUAACCCUAGGGCUCUGAUCUGCGACUUCGCAUUCGACCCGUGCGGCUACUCCAUGAACGGGAUCGACGGGGAUCGCCACUCCACGAUCCACGUCACCCCGGAAGACGGCUACAGCUACGCGAGCUUCGAGUGCGUUGGGUCGGUCUACGACGACCGCGAAGACGUCGUUCGGAUGCUGAAGAAGGUCGUCCAGGUCUUCCGGCCGGCGACAAUGUCCGUGUCGACCACGUGCGCGAGCUACGAGGUGUGGACACGCGUCGCGGGGGCAUUGGAGCCGCUGGGGUUCAAGUGCCGGAGCUGCGCCGCAGAUGAGUUCCCAGCUGCCGGAACCGUCGUGUAUCAAACGUUCGUGGAUCGCCGGAGUAAUAAUUACAAUAAUAAAUCGUAA
This is a messenger RNA of Prunus armeniaca (apricot), 996 nucleotides long. The record is from the annotation of a GenBank genome assembly. Lineage: Eukaryota; Viridiplantae; Streptophyta; Magnoliopsida; Rosales; Rosaceae.